Molecule: messenger RNA, 648 nt
Organism: Aspergillus luchuensis
Lineage: Eukaryota; Fungi; Ascomycota; Eurotiomycetes; Eurotiales; Aspergillaceae
Exons: 1
Coding region: 1-648 (215 amino acids)
Source: RefSeq, a predicted model, not a curated record
AUGGAGUCCAAGCGCCCAGAGAUCCUUCUUCUAUGUAUCGCACCCACAGACUAUCUUGGGGAUCGUGUUGAACCCCUUCUGAAACGCCUACGAGAACGCGCCAAUGUGAAGCGUGCGACAACCAUUGACGAGGCAUUGCGUGGCAUGGAAGCCAACCCCAAAGCCGUCAUCGUCGCUGAUGAAGGUGUAACUAUACCCGUCAACCGACUCGUCAUUGAGGAGCUGGAGGAUUACAUGCGCAGAGGGGGUUUGGCUAUUUUUGGCCUCUGUUUCCCCGGUUUCGUGACCAAGGACCGUUUCAGGAGCCUUUUCCGAGUGAGAAUAGGUUUGCCGUGGAUUAUAGGGGAUGAAGAACGAACCAGAUUUGAAUUUAACCCAGAGUGCACCCUUCCAGCCGAAACAGAGGCUAUCUCGCUCCCUACACUAUACAGCAUGGAGGCAGUUUUUAUUAAAAAUGCGCGCCCCAAGGAGAAGAUUUACAUUCCUGUCAAAGGUGCUAUGACGGAGCGGACGCGGCCUGAACCUGUCGACCAGACACAAGCUGCGGUGGUAGGAGCAAAGGUGGGCGAUGGAUAUGUGGCUUAUUGCGGGGAUACGAAUCCGGGUAAGCAGCUGGAACAAGUCAUUUUAGCCCUUUGCGGCUUUUAG